AGGUCAAAUGUAGGUCAACGAUUCGCCGACCAAAACAAAAGCCCUUCCAGGAGCGGCGCGCCAGCCACUUGCUUGCCCAACCCACGCAACGCGAUAUUCGCGCCCCUCACUCUUCUUUCGACUGACCAACCUGGGCUCGUCGGCGGCUAAUCACGCUCGGCCGCGUCCUCCGUGCCAAAAGAGGCGGCCGAAAUCCAUCGUCGUGCACUGCAGGGGCCGCCGGCGGCCUCUUUCGCGCACCCUCCCUGCCUGUUCUCCGCAUGAAUGGUGCAAAAUGCGCCGAUCGACGCUCAUUUGUUUCCGGUGCUUGAUGUUUACAUUUUUUUUUCGUUCUUCAAUCACAACAACAUUAUCAGCUGCACCGGCCGAAUCUGUCAAUUCUACACGUCGGCAUGCCGAAUGCGACGCUCCUGCAGCUCGCAGCGACCCGCAUUUUUUAAAUUAUUUGUCAGGAUUUGCUCAAGACAAUGAAUUUCCUGGCCAAUUUCCACUUAACGGGAAAACCGUAGGAAUCUGGUGAAUCUGAUUGAUCGUCUAACAUGAUCGGCGCCUUGCAAGUUUUAUUUUCCAAACUGAAAGGACUGGUCUUAUGGAUUUUGGCCAUCUUCAGACGGGCGUGUUGUUGCUUCCGCAGGCGACGUCGACUUUCUGAAUCUCAGCCUCUCACUGAUAUUGGAAUCAUCCCUAAUAAUCCUCAAGAUAACGUGGAAGGAGGAUGGGAUUCGUGGGGAAAGGAGGAGGACAAAAUCACCCAGCAGAUUCGGGAAUACAGAAAUUCCCUGGCAAUGGCGAGACAAAAUCAAGACCAACCCGAAGAACCUGAAGAGAGAGUUGACUAUUUCCAGGAUAUGGUGCCAAGAGUUACGAAAGCGCCGAGAGUAGCUCUGAGCACCCAUGAGGAACAAGUUAAUGUCAGCAACACGUCCGAGUUAUUUGCAGCACAACCAUUGCCAAUAGCGGGUGGGGAUCUUGGAAGUUGGGCUGAAGACGAAGGCUGGGUUGCGGAGGAGGGCAAUUGGGAGGAGGACGUCCGUGAGCAAAAACGAAUGCAGCGAGAACGACGAGCGUACGAACUGCAAAUGAAAAGAGCUGAGCACCGCAGUUUGGGCGCCAGAUUGAGCUGACAACCUUAUUUGGACAUUUAAUUAAAUGAGAAAAUGUCUUAGUCAUAAGUGUUUUGUUUGUUAAAAUUUUUUGUUCAUUGUUCUUAAUAAUCAAGUGCAAAAUGUUUUAUACUUCACUUUCUUUACCUUUUUAACAUUGAAAUUGUGUAGCUGUUGAAAAAUAAAAUUGAAGAGGUUGAAAUGA
This is a messenger RNA of Neocloeon triangulifer, 1308 nucleotides long. RefSeq lists its product as uncharacterized. Gene Ontology annotation, cellular component: secretory granule. Lineage: Eukaryota; Metazoa; Arthropoda; Insecta; Ephemeroptera; Baetidae. Bases 540 to 1124 code for a protein of 194 amino acids. The record is from RefSeq and is a predicted model, not a curated record. The transcript has 5 exons.